AUGCCAGGCUCUGUAGUGAAGCGACCCUCCUGUGGAGAAGGAACAGAGCACGCGAUGCACACUCGGGAACACUUGCAAGCUGCAGAGUUUCCCUGUCACACGCCCUCAGCUGUAGGACACCCCUCUGAUUCCCCAGUGACUACGGCAGACCUGGAGACCCCAGCUCAUUCACCUCUUUCCUUUGUCUCCACAGCAUGCCCAGUGCCGAAACUGGGUGUGACCGAGAAUCCUGGCGCCUCCGUACCAGUGUUCACGGCAUCUGUCCUCCGCCACACCUGCUCCCAGGCCCAGCACACGGGCCUGCCCCUCGUGACUGUAGUGGUUCCUCCAGCCGGGCCUCCGGUGCUGUCCGCCCUCCCCGGGAACCCCCUGGUGGCAGGACAGGAUGGCCGUGGCCCAAACUGGACUGCGGCUGCCAACGUCUUUGGCCAGAUGAUGACAGCAGUGGGGCCUGUGAACGCCCCUCAGGCACAGAGCUUGGUCCUAACUCGGGCCCCCCUCGUCUGGCGGGAUCCAGGUGCCGUCUGUCAGGGCGUCGCCUGUCCACCUCCCCGACCCCUGGCAGCUGCCCCUGUGGUGCCCGCUAUGGUUGCCCACAUCCGUGGGGGCACCCAGGCCUGCGAGGGAGGCUGGUCCCAGGGCCUUCCUCCUCCGGCACCACCACCAGCUCCCCAGCUGGCCCCAAUCAUGGUCCCAGGGAAUGCUUGUCCAUGGCCACAGGGGCUCACAGGAGAGGGCAGCCAGGCUCCCUCCCAGGCCAAGGCCCAACCGGACGACUCCCGCAACCCCAAGAGCGUGUAUGAGAACUUCCGACUCUGGCAGCGCUACAAGCCCCUGGCCCGGAGGCACCUUCCCCAGAGUCCGGACACCGAAGCGCUUUCCUGUUUCUUCAUCCCGGUUCUCAGAUCCCUGGCCCGGCGGAAGCCCAGCAUGACCAUGGAGGAGGGACUGCGGUGGGCCAUGCGGGAAUGGCAGCACACAAGCAACUCUGAACGCAAGAUCUUCUACCAGAUGGCGGCAAAGUUCCUGGAGUUUGAGGCUGAGGAGAUGCAGAUUCAGAAGUUGCAGUGGAUGAUGGGGCCCCAGGGCCGGCCUCUUCCAGCCCUGCCGAGGCUUGAACCUCAGGGACCGUCAGCACCUGAGGUGGUCAAGGAGCCAGUGGACCUUCCCAGCAAGGCCGACCCCAAGGCCCCGCCUGCCUGCCUGCCACCACAUACGCCCCAGCGGCCAGCAGAGACCAAGGCCCACCUGCCACCACCCAGGCCCCAGCAGACGGCGGAGACCAAGGCCCCCGAGGAGAUACCCCCUCAAGUGGUGCAGGAGUAUGUGGACAUCAUGGAGGAGCUGCUGGGGACUCCCGUUGGGGCCACGGGGGAGUUCGAGGGACAAUGGGAAGAGGGCGAAGAGAAGCAGCAAGGGGAUGGGAUGCUUCUAGACCCAGGCGUCCUGAGCUACGUCGACAAUCUGUGCUCCCAGAAAGACUUCGUCACUAAGGUGGAGGCCGUCAUUCACCCCCGAUUCCUGGAGGAAUUGCUUUCUCCAGAUCCAAAGAUGGAUUUCCUGGCCCUAAGCCAGGAGCUGGAGCAGGAGGAAGGACUCACCCUUGCCCAGGUAGAGCAGGGAGGGAGGGGAACCCAGGUGCCCCACCUGACUGCCUACCCCAACUCUCUGGGGGAUGCUCGGCUUCUUGGGGGGCUGCUCCGAGGUGGGGAGGUGCAGGUUCAGACGGAGCAGGAUGGAGAGGAGCCAGGGAGGGGAGUCAGGAUGCAAACUGCAGUGAGGCCCAGCAAGAUGCCUGGCAGAGACACACCCUCUGUCUCUGACAGAAAGCCCAGCUACCUCAGGCUUCCCUGCCUGCCGCCCAAGUGCCUUGGUCUCCACCACCCUGGGCCCUGUUCACACGUGGGGCAGCGCCAGAAAAUGCCCCGUUUCCUCCCGCAGGUGGCAGAGAAGCGCCUCCAAUCCUUGGAGGAGGAACGGCGUAAGAGGGCAGCCCCUAGUCAUGGCACCACCCAGCUGGACUCCCUCUCUCCUAAGUCUGCAGCCGGCCAAGGAGCAGAGAGAGAUGUCCCUGGCCCCCAACAAGGGGUCAGCAUGGAAACCUGCCCACCCCGGACGGCUGCCCGGGACCCUCAGGGACAAGGCAGAGUGUGCAUUCGGGUGGCCAAAAACCCGGUGGUGCUUUUGGAGAGGCUGGAUUCUGGCAGGCUCAGGGCCGCCCGGCCAGACUCUCCUCCCCAGGACCAGAGACCCACCUGCCCAGGUGUGGGGACCCAGGACACCUGGGGUCUCCCUGGAGCCUCUCCUGUCAAGGAGUCACGCAGGCUGUGUAAGCGGUCAAGUGGGGAGGAGAGGAAGAUCCCUGGCAUGGUUUCUGUCGUGGGGACCCACUACAGGCUGCGGCCCUGGAAGCUGUCCCAGAGCCCUGUCCCUGCCUCGGGCCUUCUCAGUCCAGAAGGGCGGGGACCCCCGGGAGCUCUUCAGUCCCGAAGGGCAAGAAGAGGCCUCAGCCCAGCACCAGCACCGGCUCCCGCUCCUGCCACCACCUCCAAGAAGCGAGCUCUCUGCAGAGGCCUAUCCCCUGCUGUUCAGACGCCCCACCUAAGGCCUGGGCUCAGAGUCUCUGGGGCACAAUCCUCGGCUUGGGGGCCACCUAACACCUCACAGUCUCCAAAGAGAAAUGGUGACCCCUUGCUCUCUAAGAGCAAGAAAAAGCAGCAUCGUAGCCAGUAGAAGGACAGGGCAGGCUCUCUGGUGCCAAUCCCCAAGGGUGGGGCUCUCAACUCUCGGACCCUCAGGGCAUCAGGUGCCUCAAAGACUUCUCCGCCAGUGCUGACCUUGCUGGGCCUUAGC
Callithrix jacchus (white-tufted-ear marmoset) is the source of this 2853-nucleotide messenger RNA. RefSeq names its product NUT family member 2G. The record is from RefSeq and is a predicted model, not a curated record. Lineage: Eukaryota; Metazoa; Chordata; Mammalia; Primates; Cebidae.